Messenger RNA from Calliphora vicina (urban bluebottle blowfly), 6356 nucleotides. RefSeq names its product Brahma associated protein 170kD (gene Bap170). Gene Ontology annotation, molecular function: DNA binding. NCBI's taxonomy places the organism in Eukaryota, Metazoa, Arthropoda, Insecta, Diptera, Calliphoridae. The record is from RefSeq and is a predicted model, not a curated record. Bases 114 to 6140 code for a protein of 2008 amino acids. Gene Ontology annotation, cellular component: SWI/SNF superfamily-type complex. The transcript has 3 exons. Gene Ontology annotation, biological process: regulation of DNA-templated transcription.
UUCACGGCGGCAUUUCUCUUUACGCAUUUGUGUGCUAAAUUAUUUUUGGAAGAAAUGCUAAAUUCUUAAAUAUAUUCGUGUAAAAUUAUUGUUUUAAUUGUAACGCUGACAAUAUGUUACUAAACGAGUCCAUAAAAGCAUCAAAUAUCUCACAAUUUCAACAAAAUGAUGGCUCUAUGCAAAACAUUAGUGCAACAAACACGAUUGGCGUCAUCACAGCCAGCACGGUUUCUGCUGGUUCAUCCUCCGCGACAACAGCAGCUGGAACACCUUUAAGAUCACGCAAUUACAACAGGGAUCGCCAGCAGUCCGAUGAUAAACAGGAUACAACAAAUAUUAAGGGUAAAAAUCCCCCAAAACCAAUGGAGGAAUUUUACAAAGAUCUACAACAAUUUCAUGAGAAAAGAGGCACUCCCAUCAUGCAUAUGCCGAAAAUAACAGGACGUCAGGUUGAUCUUCAUCGUUUAUAUUGUGAGGUCACAGAGAGAGGGGGCUUUCAAAAGGUCAAUAUGCGUGACGAAUGGGAAGAAAUUUUACCCGAACUGGGUUUAAAAGAGAAAAUUGUCAAUGGUUCGGCUGCUCUCAAAUAUAUUUAUCGUCGUGUUUUGGAAAAAUAUGAAUGUUUAAAUUAUUUCGGCGAAGAUCCCGAUAAAGUAGACGCUCUAGCGGCGGCUGAAAUUAAUGAAUUCAAUAUGGGUGGUGGACGAGGUAGAGGUUCACGUCAUCCCACCUCUUACAGCAGCUCUAAUCCAACCAUUAUAUCAAAUGUGGCCAUGUCAUACAACUAUCGGCAGCAUCAUGUUAAUAUGGAAAGAAGGAGGCAAUUUAAACUAUCCACAGAUCUGCAUAAACCCUCUCCAUAUGAGAAGUUAAUGUUGUCAUUGCUCUCCCCACUACCAAACGAACAAGACUUUGCCAUCAAUGCAUGUACGCUCAUGGCCAAUGAGAGUAGACAUACCUUGAAACUGAACGAAUACCCAAAGUUAUUGGAUGCCUUGUUGGCUCAUACUGGUGUAUUUUCUGAUUACACCAUGCGUAAGCUAUUCCAGCACAUCUAUAGUGGUGUUAGGCAUCAUUCUUUGUAUGGAUUUUGGUAUGAUUUGUUAAAUGAAAAACCACAAAUUUUGGACCUGUACACGGAUGAGCAGUCAUUACGCGAAGCAGCUUUAGUGGAUGACUACGAUGAUGGAAAACCGGAAAUGGAGGGCAUAUGGCAGGAUUGUAAAGAAUUGGAUUUUUUAAAUUUACGCACUGGUUUGGGCACCCAGGACUAUGUUGGCCAGCGGGUAAUACAGGUAGUGUCCAUACUACGUAAUCUGAGUUUCCAAGAGGAGAACUUGGGGGUUUUAGUAAAAAAUAAGACAUUUCUACGUUUCCUGGUGAUGAGUUCGAACAUACGCUGGGGCAAUGUUCAUAUACAGGCUCUGGAGAUUGCGGGCAAUGUUGCAGGAGAAUUAGAAAUCUUAGAUCCUACGGUAGACGACUUGUCACGUUGCCUAAUGGCCACUCUAUGUGAUGGCAUUGAGGGUCCUGAUCGUGGUGUCAUUAUCAAUUGCUUAGAGAUUUUGUACAAACUGUGUCAGAAGGAUUCAAAUGAGGACUAUGUUCUGAAGUGUUUAAAUAACAAUUUCUAUAAUGCUAUUACCUUGUUUUUGUCUCUUAACGAUAUAAUGCUUUUGUUGUUUACCCUGGAAGCCAUUUAUGCGCUUACUUGUUUGGGUCCCAAAAGUUGCCACUCUAUGAUGCAGGUAAAGGGCAUUGUGGAUCAAUUGAUUUCACUGAUUACUGUAGAGGCCCAAGCUUAUGGUCCGGAUGGUUGUAUAUUGAUGCGUGUUGUUGAGACCGUGCCGGGCAAUAUGCUGCCCAUGGUGGCACAAAAUAUAGCCAACUUGCAAAAUGUGGCCAAUAUACAAAAACAAACCACCACAAUAAGCAGCCACAAUCAAAUUAAACCACAGAUUCUGACACCCAAUCCAAUGCCAGCACCUGACAUAACCGACUCUAUAGCUGAACACACACCACAACCACAACAACAGCAGCUGCAUCAGCCUCAACAACAGUUACAAAUGCCUCAAAACUUUACACACGAUGAUGAACAAUACGCAUUGGCCUGGCUGGGAGCCACAUUCGAACGCACCUCUAGUGUGGAGAGUCACGUUGAGACGCAGGAAUUGUAUCGCAUGUAUUUGUCACACUGUCAAAAGUCUGGCAAGCAUUCGGUAGUUAAUCAUUUGCAUUUUCCCAAAUUGGUACGUCUCAUUUUCACCACUACCGUUGGCCCGGCUACGGUAAGAAAACCAGAUGGUACAGAUUUGCCUGGAUUACACUAUGUUUCCAUAAGAAUCAGAGCUCAACCACUGCCUUUACAAAAAUCAAUUAUAUCGGUAGGUGCUGGUCAAAGCUCACCCUCGGCCAAGCAAUCCGAAAUUCCAGGCUCCGCUAGAAAAACUAAGAAAAAAUUAAAGCAGCAAGUGGAAACGCCGGUACCCACCACAACAACACCUCCUGUUAUUGUUGCUACUACGGUAGCUCCUCAAACAUCCACAAAUUCAGUUGCUGGCACCUCUGCUACGAUAGAUAACCCAACUUCUGCCACAAGCGCAGCUGAAGCGGUUAAACAAGAAGUAAAUCCUGUUAACCCACCAAUAACACAAACGUUAGUACAAUCAGUGACUGAAACGCGUUCUCCAACUCCCCAGCAAAUUGAUAUCAAAAGCGAAGAAAAAAUGGAUAUUGAUGAAAAAGACAAUGUGACUGCUAAAUUAGAAAACCAAACACAGCCAACCAUGCCAACACCGGAGCCAGAACCCAUGCAGAUAACCGAUUCAACUUCAGUGAUCCAGCCAGCAAUGGCACAAAAUCCCUCAUCUUCUUUAAUAAAAAGUAUGCUGGCCAACAAAGUAAACCAAAGGCAACUGAAACAAAAGGACAAUACUGCAACUUCUAAUCCUACAACAACUACUGCUGCUGUACCCACUACUCCAACACAACCCAUUAAAGUGGCCAGUACAGCCAUCACUGCUUUGGUUAACAAUCCCCUAAUGCAACACACACCGGUAAAAGUAGGACAAACUACCAUAAAACCUUUAAAUCAUCAUCCUCCCACUUUAGACAAAAAACCACAAAUAUCCGAAUCUACACCACCACCUUUAGCUCCCCUAAGUGGGGCCAAUGUUGCCAAGGAUGCCUGUGGCAGACCCAUAAUUUUAGCCAACCAAAUGUUGGUAGAUAUUUUGGAUAAGAAAAUGGUUGAUCCACCUAUACCGGGCAGCAUAAUUCAGAAACGUAAAAUAGACGACCAUUCGGGAAACAAUAAACGUUUGGCUUUAGAAACCACCUCAGCAGCAGCACCAUCAGCCAAAGAGGAGGUCCAAGUAACGCCUUCUAAGAAUGCCGCCAACUUAUAUGCUGAAAUGGCUGCUUCCAUAUUGGAGGAUGAAGAUCUUGAAGAGUUCUCCACUCAAUCACAACAGCAACAGCCGCCUCAACCACAAUUGGAACAACAACAACAAAUGCAGCAAACGUCUCUUAUAAUGCCAGCCAAGGUACAACAGCAGCAGACAACGUCAGCACCCCUACAGGGUGUUCAAAGACAAUUAAUGUUUCAAUCGAAUCAGCAACAACUGAAACUAACGCAACCCGUAGCAACCUCCAACCAGCAGAUGCCCAAUGCGAUGGCAACUAUUAAAACAGACCAAGGCCUACAAACCGUUCCAGUAAUACUGCAACAGAAGCCCAUGGAAAUGCAACAGCAGAGUCAAACUCAAAUGAUACAACAAAUGAUGCAACCAGCGCAACAACAGCAACAGCAGACUUACGUUUUAGCUACAAAUCAACAAGGGCAAACUUAUUUAGUGGCCCAACAGACCCAGUCACAUCCUCCUCCUCCGCCACCACAACCCACGCAAACAGUGCUGGUAACUCAAACUCCGCAACAGCAGUCGACAGGGCAAAAAACCAUAAUUAUAUUGCAACAACAACCCAUGCAGGGACAACAGCAGCAGAUAAUUACCACUGGCCCUCCAGGUCAAGGACAAAAAAUGAUAAUGACCACUUCUCAGGGUCAGCAAGUGCUGGUUACACAAAGACCUCAAACGCCUCAGCAAAUUUUCAUCAAUCCCCAAACAGGCGCCGCCACGCACAUACAACAUAUGCCCAUGCAAACCCAAACCAGACAAAUUAUACAAACAUCUAACCAGCAGCAGCAAACACAACAAAUCCAAGCAGGACAAAUAUCUCCUUCCCUGCUCAAUCAACUCAAUCAAAUUCCAGCCACCAUAAAACUACACCAGCCAAUAGCGCAGCAUUCGACGCCACCUCAACAACCACAACCAGCUACUAUUACACGCAUGGCAAAAACCGUUUCCUUAGUACAAUCCACCAAUACACCUACCGCACCGGUGGCUAUACCUCAGCUGCAACAACAUCAAUCCAUCAUACAACAGCACAUAAUAUCGGGACCAUCAGAAAAGCGCCAUGUCAUACUAAGUGGUGGCGCUGGUGCCGGAGGUGUGGGUAUGCGUGCUAUUGAAAUAAAAGAAACGGUUAUCACCCAGGCCCAGCAACCGCCACAACAGCAGCAACUGAACUCGCAGACAAUUAUAACACAACAACCACCACCGCAGGGAUCAGCUUCCGCCACAACAACACCACCCCUUCUACAACAACAGGUACAACAACAAAUAAGAACUGUUAUUGAACAACAGCAACAUCCUUCUAUAAUACAACAAAAAAUAUCCUCGUUGCCAGUUGUGCAUCAACAACAACAACAGCAGCAGCCACAGACGUCGUCGUCUUCGGCGGCACUGCAACAGCAACCAAUUAAAACACAAAAUCAAGUUAUGGUACAGUCAAAUAUUGCUGCCUCAAAACACAAAACACCACUACCACAGCAACAACAACAACAGCAAACACCAACACUUAUAGCGGCAAAGCUACCGGAUCCCACACCAUCUUUGAUACAACCCAAAAAUAUAAAUCAAUCUCAAAGCUUGGUACAUACUGCCGCUCCUUCAAUUCCAGUAACAACUCAAACUCCCGGGUUGGGAAAUGUUAAAAAACCUGUAUCACUGAUAAAACCAUCGUUACCAACAGUGAAAUUGCCGCCAAUCGUUAAUUCCAUAGGACCACCACCACUGGCAGCGGUAAAUGCAACUACAGCAGCUAAUAAUGCGACAGCUCCAACAAAUACUGAGGCAAACAAAAAAGAAGAAAUUGCCAAAAGUCAACAAACAGUAGCUCAAGCUAACAUGCAGGCAACAUCUACGGCUAAGGCACUUCCCACACAAACUGCACAAACCUCUAUAACAUCUGCCACAUCUACCACUUCAACCACAUCUAGUAAUAUGGCUGCCAUACCACAACCCCAAAACACUCCGAAUCCACCACAAUUGCCCACGCAACCACAACCCCAACAAGCGAAUGCAAACCUUCCCCUGCCACCCCAACAACAACAACCACCACCCCAACAGCUCUCCACUCUCGAUGCCCAAUGGUUGUACAUAUGCGAUUGGCGCAAUUGUCCACGUAAAAAAUUCAAAUCAGUGGGUGAUUUACAGCAUCACGUUUGUACAUCACAUGCUCCAGAUCAUUUGGAUCCAGCGGCCGACAUCUUUUGUCAAUGGGGAGUUGGUCCUGGCCUCUGCGAUGGUGUACCACGUAAACGCUUCUCACUAAUGACCCAUCUAAUCGAUCAUCAUUUAACACUGGACAGUUUAAGAACGGCUGUGCAACGUAGAAUUGCUACCGGCAUGUAUAAUAUUGCACCUGCUAUACCGCCCGUAACUAUAGUUCGCAACCUUGAGCUUUCACAAAGAGCUAACAAUGCCUCUCCGUCUCCGUCAACCUCAUCAUCGUCCAGUUCUCAAACCCAAUCGGCCACCGGCCUAUCAGCUUUACAGGCCAUCAAACGUCAUACAACUGAUUUAAUGAAUUCCAAAGAACUCAUGGAUGAGAAUGAGGGACCCGUAACAAAGAGUAUACGUUUGACUGCCUCACUGAUUCUACGUAAUUUAGUUAUGUACACCUCUACAGCAAAGCGUAGCAUACGUCGCCAUGAACCACAUCUGGCAAAUAUUGCUUUAAGUAAUGUUGAAUCAAGUGCCACUAUAUCUCAUAUACUCUACGAAAUGAAUGGUUGAAUCAUAUUGGAAUGAUAUAAAUUUAUAAAUAUCGGCUUUCUUUUUUAUUUAAUGUGUCUUCUUUAAGUUUAAAAAAUGAGUUUUUAAGUUUGAAUUGCAUAAACAAUUAUAUUAUCUUCUAUAUUUUCUAUAAAAUUUCAUUUCCAUUCGAAAUGUUUUCUAAUAUAUUUAAUCCACUUUUUGAUUUUACAAUAAAAACUCGAUUUAUAAAAUCAA